Messenger RNA from Papaver somniferum (opium poppy), 3386 nucleotides. Its product is annotated as F-box/LRR-repeat protein At2g40920-like. Bases 518 to 1591 code for a protein of 357 amino acids. The record is from RefSeq and is a predicted model, not a curated record. Lineage: Eukaryota; Viridiplantae; Streptophyta; Magnoliopsida; Ranunculales; Papaveraceae. The transcript is spliced from 2 exons.
UUGAUCAAUUGAACGCCUCAGAGAAGCUAGAUGAAAGAUGCAUGCGUAAUUCAGCCUACAACUUCCCCGUAUACAAUAGAAAAAAUAAAAAGCUAAUUAAGGAUCUCUGCAUCUUCUUGUUCGUCGUCGUCGGGAUGCUGAAGGAAAAUGACCAUGAAGCGAAAGGAGGUUCCCAUUAACAAUUGCGAUGUUUACAUAAACCUACCAAAACUAUUGAAAGGCCUCCUCUACCGUUCACGUAACGGUAAUGUGGAUUAUUAUCCUACUAAGUUUAUUGCAAGUCCUGUUGCUAGUUCUGAAAUUGUUAAUAGUGAUGAUGGUAUAUUGAUUGAGAUUUUAAGUAGACUUCCAGUGAAAUCACUCUUAAGGUUCAAAUCAGUAUGUAAACGUUGGUUGUCUUUGAUUAAGAACGACACCUACUUGAUUCAAUUACACAGUACCCGAGCAAAUCACGUCCGAAACUCCUUGUCAUUUUCCGUUGCAGCAACAACGAAAGAACGGCGAUGGUCAUUGGCUUAUGCGUACCAAAACGCCUCGUCAGUGUAUUUUGUCUUCAGAGUUAGUACUGGGUGAAGGAAGUGGUUGUGAGGAAAGAGAGCCAGAGGCCAUUAUUCAUAAUGUUAGGAUGACUGAUAAUAACUGGUUUGCUUAUGAUCAAGUUUUGGGACCCGUAAAUGGUUUGGUUUGUUUUGUAGAUUGGGGUGAAUUUGCUGUUAGAUUAUACAAUGUCAGUACCCGAGAAGUAACACCAUGGAUACAAUCAACAUUAUUGAAGGAAGAAAGAGAUCUGUAUGAAAAAGAUGGCACUUACAUAAAUAAUGUUCACGGAGGACCAGUUUUUCAAUUUGGAUAUGAUCCUUUGGCUAAGGAGCAUAAAAUUUUCUGCUUUUGGACAUUAUCAAGAAUCCGAACUUAUCUUGGGCGUGCUAUUGAAUCCCAUAAUUAUGUAAGUUGGGAGGCCUUGACCAUAGGUCGUGACACUAAGUGGAGAAGGAUUGAUGUGGUGCCUCAUGAGGACAACCAAGAAAAGCUUAAUGUGGUGAUUUCUCCAUUCUUGAAUAGAAAAUCUUUUGUGUAUGCAAAUGGUUCCAUAUAUUGGAUAAAUAAGCGUAUGAGCACCUCGGAUGAUUCUGUUCAUUGUACCGAGGACAAACACUCCGAGCGUGGUGGUAAUGGCGAUCCUGAUGUCAUCGUAGCGUUUGAUGUUGGAAGUGAGAAGUUUAGAGUUAUUCCAAUUCCUAAGUUCAUUCUUGACGAGCCUCGUGAACCAACCUUCUCGCAGCCUAUUGCUAUUCUUGAAAAGGAUGGACGUGUAGUUCUAGUAUAUAGAAAGAGACCGUGCACUGUGAAAUUGUGGAUAUUGAAUGAUGGCAUUAACAGAAAAAUGGAGAAUUGUAAAGGAAACAUAAGAAAUUGGAGUGAAGAGACUAUUGCGUUACCCUUUCUUUGCGAUACCCGGAUUCUCGGCUUUCAUGGAAUUCCAGGGACUACCCAGAUUGUCUUUGAAAACUAUGGAGAUUUUCAUAAACACAUUAAGUUAGUGGCUUUGUAUUCAUAUGAUCUCAAAAAAAAAUACUUUCAAAGAAAUUGAGAUCGACGGAAUCUCUUCCAUUCCCCUUCAUUACACUAGGUUUCUAUUAGCAACUUUCACCGAAAGCCUUUUUUCCUGUUCAGCCUCAACAACACAACACAGUCAAAACUUAGUGCAUCUUAAUGGUGGGCACUUGUGCUAGUAGUUUUACUCAUGUUUCCUUGUUCUGUUUGAUUGGUCUGCAUCAGUCUAAGCGCCAGUACUGGUAAUAGUUUCUGGUUUUUAACUGAUACUAAUAGGUUGCUGAGAAUCUGACAAAGACUCCCAAAGCCAGUUAUUGUGAAGUUAAUUUAUUGAAUAAAGUUCUGUUUAUUCUUCACUGUUUCUGUGUUUGUGUGAUCUGAAACCUCGUCAGGUGUUACGGUGGGUUUGAUUGUUGAAGAGAUUGGUGUUUUUGUUUCUUAUAAUCCUUUUGAUUAAAUCUAGAAGUCUGGAUUUUGUUUCCUGAUUAUGAAAAUGGAUGUGAAAAUUCUGUGUUUCAAGUGUGUGGAGACUGAAGAAGUUCGUAUGUAAUAAUCACAAGUAUUUAAUGUUUUUCUGUUGAAGCAAAUCCACAAGGUCAAGACUUGUGGGAUCUUGCUAAUGGUGUUGUCUCGGCAUUCCAGGCGACACUCAAGAGAAUGUGGAUUCUCUAAGAAAGUGGAGUUUAAUAAUGGGGAAGAUCUCUGUUUGUUCGAGUUAGAUGUGGAGAAGGCAAUUAACUCAACCAGCCACCAUUGAAUUAGAUAAUGUUCUUUCAGACCAAGAAGCCUUACUAAGCAAGUAUCAAGCUAGAGUUCAGAAGAUGUACACAAAGUUGCCUCAAGCUUUCAUCAAGUUCAGGUGCAGAGGUGUUGUUGGGAGAAAAGUUGUAAAUGUAGAUGCAGCAAGGGUGGUCACAGGAAAAGAAACUAGCGUGCGAAAUACUAUAAUUUUAUGGAAUGUCAUAGGUGGUCAUGCCAAACAGGGCUGUUCUAUGAAGCUCGUGCAUGAUCAUUAUUUAUGAGAACGGAGACGAAGAUAAGCUGAUUUAGGAGCAAUAUUUGUCCUAGAAAAUUCUGAUAUACACAAGAGAGUAAGGAACCUUGUAAUUCCAAUGUUUCCAUCAGAUCACUCCCAUCAACAGUGUCAAGGAUAGGAAGGAAUUCCUCUGGAUCAGCAGGGAGUGAUCUUCACAGGAAAGCAACUUGGGACGAAUUCCUCCAGAUCAGCAGAAUGGUUUUCGCAGGAAAGCAACUUGAAGAUGGCCAUAGCUUGGGUAAUUACAACAUCCAAAAGGAAUCUACUCUUCAUUUGGUUUUGACGCUUUAUGGAGGGGUUAUUGAGCAUUCUUUGAUGACUUUGGCUAGGAAAUACAAUAAAGAUGAGCUGAUUUUCAGGAAAUGUUAUGCUCGUCUGCAUCCAAGAGCCAUGAAUCGUAGAAAGAAGUAGUGUGGUCACAGCAGCCCAAGAAAAAGAUCUAGUGAGCACUAGUCUUGCCGUUGUUGUGGCAGCUAGUAGAAGUGAUAUCUGUCUCAAAUCUCUUACUACAUAACAAUGUUUAGUUUCCGGAACUGAUUCUAUGAUCAUCUUCAUUUGAUUUUGUUCUUUCUCUCAACAUCAUGUUCAGCUAUAAAAUUUUGUUUGAAGUAAAGUUGAAUGUUACAGUUAGCAACACAAUUGGAGACAACGUGGCUUUAGAAGAUACGAAACUUUUGUUUAUCUCAACAGCUACUAUUUCUUCUUACUGAAAAGAAGAAAGAGUCACUGUAUGUAUUUCUUCUUUGAGUUCGGUUUUCUCUCACUAUUUAUAAGAAUAAACACAUUAGUGGAACAG